GCACACGCGCCGUUUUCAAUGAUUACGACGCAGCCCCGCGUGGAGCUGGCAGCUGUUUGAAGACUCUUGACCCGUGUUUGUUUUAUUAAUCGUCUCGUUAAUGAUGAAACUCGGUGUAACGUGGGAGUGGACGGGCAGCUUGUUGCGCAGCUCUCAGGUCAGCUGGUAGCAGCUCAGCGGCCACAGCUGGGAGCGAGUUUGUUGAAUCAUGCGUGUUGACAGCGGCACUAAACCACCAUGGUAGCUGCAAUAUACGACCACAAGCUGUCUGACGCUGCCCGGGAAUGAAUGAACCUGGUACACACGUUAAGACUGGGACCGCGUGAAGAAGAGUAAAGUUGGGAGUAUUUCUUUAGACACACCGCUUUAUCUUCAGCGUCUGCUUCAACACAGAAUUUCGCCUUUUUUCCCACCUAACAUUUUCCCGCACACUCGACGACUGCAGACAUAAAUGAUGAAGUUCAAGCCCAACCAGACCAGGACGUACGACGGUGAAGGGUUCAAGAGAAGAGCGGCGUGUUUGUGUUUUAAAAACGAGACAGAGGACGAGGUGCUACUGGUGAGCAGCAGUCGUCAUCCAGACCAAUGGAUUGUGCCAGGAGGAGGAAUGGAGCCUGAGGAGGAGCCGUGUGGGGCCGCCGUCAGGGAGGUGUAUGAGGAGGCUGGUGUGAAGGGAAAGCUUGGCAGACUACUCGGGAUCUUUGAGCAAAAUAAAGACAGAAAGCACAGGACGUACGUCUACACCCUCAUAGUGACGGAGACACUGGAAGACUGGGAGGACUCUGUCAACAUUGGAAGGAAGAGGAAGUGGUUCAAAGUUAACGAAGCCAUGAGGGUGCUGCAGAGCCACAAGCCUGUCCACGCAGAGUACCUACACAGGCUCACAAACACCUGUAACCCCACCUGCAGUCCUGUGUGUAGCCCGACUAACGGCAACACCCCGAGCUCCCAAAUGACGGACAACAACACGCCUCACUAUGUCGUUUGCCCCACACAGGGCUCGGAUCGAGCCAACAGAUAGGACCGUCACCAGCAGCAAGCAGUUCUUCUGAGAGGACAUCAGGAUGGACAUGUGGGAAAGACUUUAUUACUAACGCAGCUUCUUAUUAUGUACAGUAUGGACUUCUUGAAGUUGAUUUGAAACCCAUUUUGAGAGAGUGCCAAAAUGUUUUCCAACUGUAUUUAAGAUUUUAUAUGUU
Molecule: messenger RNA, 1199 nt
Organism: Epinephelus lanceolatus (giant grouper)
Lineage: Eukaryota; Metazoa; Chordata; Actinopteri; Perciformes; Serranidae
Gene: nudt4a
Product: nudix (nucleoside diphosphate linked moiety X)-type motif 4a
Biological process (GO): diphosphoinositol polyphosphate metabolic process; adenosine 5'-(hexahydrogen pentaphosphate) catabolic process; diadenosine pentaphosphate catabolic process
Cellular component (GO): nucleus; cytoplasm
Molecular function (GO): endopolyphosphatase activity; diphosphoinositol-polyphosphate diphosphatase activity; bis(5'-adenosyl)-hexaphosphatase activity
Source: RefSeq, a predicted model, not a curated record